Amphibalanus amphitrite is the source of this 1920-nucleotide messenger RNA. RefSeq names its product protein artemis-like. The coding region runs from base 98 to 1405 and encodes 435 amino acids. Lineage: Eukaryota; Metazoa; Arthropoda; Thecostraca; Balanomorpha; Balanidae. Gene Ontology annotation, biological process: interstrand cross-link repair; protection from non-homologous end joining at telomere; double-strand break repair via nonhomologous end joining. The transcript has 2 exons. The record is from RefSeq and is a predicted model, not a curated record. Gene Ontology annotation, molecular function: 5'-3' DNA exonuclease activity; damaged DNA binding.
AGAUUUGAAUUGUUUUAUUGUUUUAUUUGGAUUCUUGGAUUCAAGCCACGGUCAUAGAUAAUAUUCAAGCCGCUAUUGCUAUAGGCAGGUAGCAACAAUGCCAGAGCGGGAGUGUUUCGGCGGCCUGUUGACUGGCUACCCGGAGGUGGCAGUGGACAGGUUCGACGGCCGCUGUCUGAAUGCCAGCUACUUCCUGCUGAGUCAUCUGCACAGCGACCACAUGCGCGGUCUGGACUCGGCCGAACUGCGGUCGGUGCUGCAGAGCCAGCCUCAGCCGCGGCUGCUGCUGUCGCGCCAGUCGGCCGCGCUGCUGACCAGCUGGCCGCGCUACGCCGCCCUGGCGCCGCACCUGUGUCCGCUGGAGGUGGGCGUGCCGCGCCAGCUGACCGACCGGCUGGUGGUGACCGCACUGCCGGCCGCCCACUGUCCCGGUUCGGUCAUGUUCCUGCUGGAGGGCGGCGCCGGCGGCACUGUCCUCUACACGGGCGACUUCCGGCUGGACAACCACCAGCUGGCAGACAUGAAGGCGCUGCACGACGCCGACGGACACCCCAAGCCCAUCCAGGCGCUGUACGUGGACACGACGUUCUGCGUGCCGCAGCGCCGCGAACUGCCGACCCGCAGUCGCAGCGCUGAGUCGGUGCUGCGGCUGGUCACAGAGUGGCUGGACCGCGCACCAGACCAUCGCGUCAACCUCGACUGUAAGGCGCGCUAUGGGUACGAACACAUCUUCCGUCGACUACAUGAGGCCACUGGCAUGCGUGUGCACGUAGAUGCAGAGAAAAUUCAACUCUAUGAGCGGCUGCCAGACAUCGCGCGCUGCGUAACAUCAUGUGCCUCAGAGACGCGACUGCACUCCUGCCGGCCGGGCUCGGCCUGCCUGCGCGACGGUAGCGGAGGACCUCUCCGCUCAAUCACCCUCUCUACCAUGUUCUUCUUCAUGAACCAAGCUGUGGACUGCCUGGAGCAUCAUCUGGGCGGCGAGCGGUACCGCGUGCUGUAUUCGUUUCACGCGUCACUCGGCCAAGUACGAGAGAUGGUGUCAUACUUGCGACCAUCCCGUGUGGUGCCGUGCGUGGUGCCGCCGAACAGCUCUCUAGAGAGCGUGGUGGCACUGCUGGGUGGCGCCAGCGAGCCGCGGCUCGAGCUGCAGAGUGGCCGAUUGCCGACAGCGCGGGCUACUCACUGGGAGCGGAGACCGAGCGAAGUCCUGCAGCCGCACCGCCAGCACACCGGCCGGAGACAACCUCCCAAAGAAAUCAAACGCAUCCGCCCAAAGGUAGAGUCCCCUGCACGGCGUCAGGGUCACCAGAGGUCGCCCCAGCCCGCGGUCGGGGCUCAGGAGGAGCGGGCCGACGCCGCAGACACCCGCCCUGCCUGGAAGUCCCCGUUUGAUAGCGACUGACGACGGCUGUUGAACGGACGCCAAUGUGAUAUGGGCGACGGCGGUGGAGUGGAGCCUGGUCCCAGUUUUUAACAAUGGGCAGAGUUUGUGAUUCUCCGGGCGCCCGUAAAUUCAAAUUUCAAUUUCAUCAUUCUCAUCAUUUAAGUUUGUGAUUCAUUUGUUAUUGUACAUUGGCUGUGAUGUUCUUGUGAAAUGCCGUUAUUGUGUCGUCCUGGGGCGGGCAAUCGUCAAAUACUCGUGCCUUAUGUUUUGAGACGCCGAAUGCAAGAAAAUAUCGACAUCCUGGCCCUGUUCAUGAACCCUGCGGCCGCUGCGGCCGGCCGCAGGCUCUAAGCUCCGCCCAUUUUUGAAACGUCAUCACUCACUCGGCCGCAAUCAGCGUUCCAUGAACACGUCUGCUGCCGAAAUAGUUUCCGAUAAUUGCGCGCUUGAGACGAUUACUAAUCAAUAGUUUCCACGCGCUUCUUUUAUCUGUGUAUUCCAUUCCUGUUAUGAAAAGGGCGUUUCUCAAGGCC